CAAUAGGUGACUGACCAUAUAGAAUCCUGCCCCGCGAUCGCUUCAACUCCCCAACCUUUCAAAUUGAACCAACUUGUGCACCAAUCACUGCCAAACUCUUCUCCCAGCCAGUUUAGAAUAGCUAUUGUAUAUAAGAUGGCCACUGCUACCGCCACUACUGCCACCACCACAACAUCGGGUGCGACACAGCCCUUGGUUACAAAGUGGUCUUCUCGAUAUCGUGGGGCCACUGUCGAAGACCUCGACCCCCCGGCUGCACUCUCACUCAACCCCUCCGAUGCCAUCUCUCUCGCCCUCAUGUCCGCCUUUGAGCGCGACUACACGCAUCUUACCGUCGUCGACGCCGACACCCGCGCGUUGCUAGGCUACAUAUCCAUCCCUCACCUUCAGUCCCUUCUCGACUCAGGCAAGGUCAAGCCCGAAGAUCAGCUCUCGGCCGCCAUGACACGCUUCCAGCGCAAGGGCCGUACCUACCGGGUCAUCACGAUGGAAACGACCCUCGAGGACCUUGAGAACUUUUUCCGUGGCGGCGUGUCCGAUGGACCCUGGAAGCAGGAAUUCGCUGUUAUCACGGAUGAGAAGAGGAGGUUCGUCUUGGGCGUCGCGACAGUACAGGACCUCGAGGAGUUUGUGAAGCGAAGACCUGAGUAAAGUGGUUAUUUUUAGCAUGUGAUAUCAACGCCAGAGCUGGGACCCGAAUACCGAGGAACAAAGACCGCGGGAAUAUAGUGCAAGGGACAAAGGGAAAACAAGAACCAAGCAUCAUGGAUGGGCGUUAGGGAAACAAAUGGCCUGGGCAUCCUGGAUUCAUGGGGGACUACAGCAGGCUCAUAACAGCCAGCCAGGCAGGAAAGCUGCUUUCAACAUAGCGCGAUAUGUGGGCUAAUACACAUUGGUGAACACAAAUGUUGUGUGGUGGUGCAACUGAUCCAGUUGCAUAGAAACUCAGUCUAGGAUGACUUCAUAUCGGUCUGUCAAAUUAUAUUUGUCUCAUGAGCAACUAUUACAUGAGUCACUGAGCAAUAAUCAAGCAUUGUGGCCGUCGGUCGUCUAUACUAGGUCAAGUAGUGUUCUGGAGUAAUUAAUCCCAUCUCUAAGCCUGGUAGUCGUAGAUGAGCUUGGCGGUGACCCUCUUGUCACCCUUGGUCACCAAGAUGUGC
Messenger RNA from Fusarium verticillioides 7600, 1160 nucleotides. RefSeq lists its product as hypothetical. The record is from RefSeq and is a predicted model, not a curated record. The transcript is spliced from 2 exons. NCBI's taxonomy places the organism in Eukaryota, Fungi, Ascomycota, Sordariomycetes, Hypocreales, Nectriaceae. The coding region runs from base 136 to 651 and encodes 171 amino acids.